ACCUGCAUUGAUCUCUCAACAACCCUCUCAUCCCAAAGCUUCAAUCUUUGGCUGAAAAAAGAGGGAAAAACAAGCAUGGUGUUGCUUAGAAAGGGCAUUGCUUUUGCUAUAAUUUCAGUGAUGGCUUUGGGGUUAAUCCAAGCUGGAUUUUCCCAGAAUUUUAGCAGAGCCAGUUUCCCUAAAGGCUUCAUUUUCGGAACAGCCUCCUCUGCCUUCCAGUUUGAAGGAGCAGUAAAGGAGGAUGGAAGGGGACCAACUAUUUGGGACACAUUCUCACAUACUUCUGGGAAGAUACUUGAUCGCAGUAAUGCAGAUGUUGCUGUGGAUCAGUACCACCGCUUUUCGGAAGACAUACAACUCAUGAAAGACAUGGGAAUGGAUGCUUAUAGGUUUUCAAUAGCUUGGUCAAGGAUAUUCCCUAAUGGUUCAGGCGCGAUAAAUCAGGCCGGUGUCAAUCAUUACAACGAUUUCAUUAAUGCUUUGCUUGCAGCAGGAAUCGAGCCCUUUGUGACCCUUUACCACUGGGAUCUUCCCCAAGCUUUGGAGGACAAAUACAAUGGAUGGCUUGAUCCCCAAGUCAUAAAGGACUUUGCCAUGUAUGCUGAGACAUGCUUCAAGUUAUUUGGUGACAGAGUGAAACAUUGGACAACUUUCAAUGAACCCGAUACGUUUACCGUACAAGGUUACGAUGUAGGUCUCCAAGCACCGGGACGCUGCUCGAUCGUUCUUCGUUUGUUCUGCAAGGCCGGAGACUCUUCAACCGAGCCUUACAUUGUUGCCCACAAUGUUCUCCUUUCUCAUGCAACUGCAGUGGAUAUUUACAGGAAAAAGUACGAGGCAAAGCAGCAUGGACAGGUUGGGGUAUCAUUUAAUGUGAUUUGGUAUGAACCAGAGACUAAUAAAACUGAAGACAUUGAAGCAGCUAAAAGAGCACAAGAUUUUCAGCUUGGCUGGUUUUUGGACCCAUUGAUAUUCGGCGAUUAUCCAAGUUCGAUGAUAACCAGAGUAGGAAGCCGGUUGCCAAGGUUUACUAAAGCUGAAUCCGCUCUUCUCAAGGGGUCUUUGGAUUUUGUUGGCAUUAACCAUUACACCACCUGGUAUGCAAGAGAAAACAAAACUAAUCUGAUCGGCAAUUUACUACACGACACCGUUUCCGAUUCCGGUACCUUUACGUCACCUUUCAGAAAUGGGAAAGCUAUAGGAAAAAAGGCAAAUUCUAUAUGGAUAUACGUAGUACCUAGUGGUAUGAGAAGUUUAAUGAAAUACGUCAAGGAAAAAUACGGAAAUCCUCCAGUUAUCGUUACGGAAAAUGGUUACGAUGACCCAAACAGCCCAUUCAUCUCCACUAAAAAUGCUCUCAAGGACGAGAAAAGAAUCCGAUACCACAACGAUUACUUGACUAACCUGCUAGCUGCUAUCAAGGAAGAUGGUUGCAAUGUUAAAGGGUAUUUCGUGUGGGCGCUGCUCGAUAACUGGGAGUGGGGAGCCGGCUACACCACGAGAUUCGGUCUAUAUUUCGUGGACUAUAAAGACGAUCUCAAGAGGUACCCCAAGGACUCUGUCAAAUGGUUCAAGAACUUCUUGCAUCAGCUUAAAAACGAAUUGUAGCUGUACAUCCUUAGGACGACACCCUGUUGCUGGCUGUAACAUAUAGAAUAGUUGUGUGGAAAUUAUUCUUUUACAAUGAACAUAUUAAUUGUUGUUGAACAAGAUGUAAGAAUAUUAAAACUUGCAUUGUAAACAGUUUCGAUUCCCGGUGUUUCGGAAGUUUAGAUUGUAAUAUUAGUUAUUCAAUCCAUUACAAUUGUAGUGAACAUGUAGUUGUACAUUGCCUUAGAUAUAAAAUUGUUUCCCUUCAUAGA
Messenger RNA from Hibiscus syriacus, 1862 nucleotides. Its product is annotated as beta-glucosidase 40-like. Lineage: Eukaryota; Viridiplantae; Streptophyta; Magnoliopsida; Malvales; Malvaceae. The coding region runs from base 76 to 1608 and encodes 510 amino acids. Gene Ontology annotation, molecular function: beta-glucosidase activity. Gene Ontology annotation, biological process: carbohydrate metabolic process. The record is from RefSeq and is a predicted model, not a curated record. The transcript has 13 exons.